UUUCAUAUAUUACCAACAUCACUACUCGAAAUAAAUUUCAUAACCUAGAAGAAAAAUAAUUCCGGUGUUCAUAAAAUAACAAAAUUAAAAUUUAAUAAUUCAAAGAUGUCAUUCCGACAAUCUCUAUUUCGAUCAUUGAGAAACUAUUGCCACAGACGAAAUUACAGUGACAAACCCGACGAAUUAAUUAUAUUUAAAAAUGAUAUGGCUAUUUGUUGGCACCCAGAGCCUAAAUUUCCUUACGAAUGUUCUAAGCCGCUUCCAAAAGUAAUAACACCACCAAAGUCAAUUUUGAAGACAUCUGAAGAAGAAGCUUUCAAGAUGUUCACUCGUCCAGAAAAACCACCAGAAGUUAUGGCAGAUGAACUAGCUAAAAUGACUUACACGACAAAACACAUUUGGUUUCCUCGUGCCAGAGACAAGAAGGCCAAGAAAACUGAACCAGACAGACCUUACUUGUAAAUUAAACUCCUGUAAGAUUUUCAUAUAGAUUAUAAAUAAUACUUUUAUUAAAAACCAUUUAAACUCUUUCA
This is a messenger RNA of Microplitis demolitor, 533 nucleotides long. RefSeq names its product 39S ribosomal protein L42, mitochondrial (gene mRpL42). Lineage: Eukaryota; Metazoa; Arthropoda; Insecta; Hymenoptera; Braconidae. The coding region runs from base 106 to 462 and encodes 118 amino acids. Gene Ontology annotation, cellular component: mitochondrial large ribosomal subunit. The record is from RefSeq and is a predicted model, not a curated record. The transcript is spliced from 2 exons.